CCCGCCUCCCCUCGUUCGGCCUUCCACCCCUUCACCGUCCAUCUUCAUCAUAUCUCGACCUACUCGUUAAUAAAGGUUUGAUCUGGCAGCGGGCUGCAGGUUGUCCUAUUUCCUUAUGCUGCCCAACAACCAAGUCCGCGUUCCGACGAUGCGAGUCGUUUCGCAGUCCAUCGUCCCACGCGACAUCACAGACGAGUUCACAAAUGCUGCCUCAAAAUUACGCACCGGGCAGCUUGUCAAAGAUGAAUACUUUACACUGUUUGAGGCAGUGGGUGCAUUGGAGAUCAUGGACCCAAAGAUGGACAGUGGAUAUAUUGGGCCGGGGAAAAGCCAUGCGCAAGCCUUGGAAGACGACUACGAUGUUAUGCGUGAGCUGGGUCCCGAAGAAUUGGUGGGCAUAAUGGACCAGCUACUUUGCCACGAGAUGGCAUGGCAUAUGGGACACCCUCUUUCGCAGACGCUUUUCACUUCCUUAUACCUCGACAAGCUACUAUGGCCGGUACCCAGGACCGUUGAGGAGGCUCGUUUUGAUCGCGGAGGCACAAAUGGAAGCAAAGAUGGGUCACCAAUGGUGCGACUAGUACUGCGAGCAUACUGUCUUGCACUGGUCAAAGCCUGUGACUUUGUUCAUGCACGAAUCGCCACCGAGUAUUACUACGAGGAGGAGGACUUUGUUACCCAGCUCUACAACCGCAGCCUACUAUCACAAUUCGAUAUUGAGCAGUUUCUAAAGCUAAUCGACGAGGCAGUUUCUUGGGUGGAUCAGCAGGAAGGCAAAAUCGAUGAAAACGUGCGAGAUGCGAUUAAAUGCAGGCUGAUAUUUCGGCGCAACUUUCUGAUUGCGCUUGACCAGGAUGUUGAUGUAGUACAAACCAGGUCGACGGAACAUUUUGCAUCUUGUUUGUCCCAGCUAUCUCAACUGACCCAGUCUACCUCUUUGGGAAAAGCUAUACCGGAGGCCUUUAGUCUGAAGAUCCAGCGGAAGUUAGCUAGUACGGUACCACCUCGACCUAUGGUAAAUAUUAGCUCCGAGGAUGCGCUGGCGCAUCUGAGACGGCUGUGCCAGGAUGCGAUUGACCUAAAGGAGAUUCUUGAAUAUCGAGGACCUUCCAAUUUCAAGGUCGCUCUCUGGUCAUUGUUGUCUCGAAAACCCCAGCCUUCGGUUUAUAUCAGAUCCCUUGCCCAGACCUUGAUUGUGAAUGAUAUGAGCAUCUUGGGCGCCGUUUCAGUCAAACAAUUCCUGUACGACGACCUUGCAGAGCUAGUUCUCCCCUCCAGCAUCCUUCUUCAAGCGAACAUGGAUGAGACCGAAAUGCCAUCCGACCCUCGGUUUCAGAUUGCUAAGAAAAUGGACGAUUUUGUGAAACGUUUUGCCCAGCCUUUUGUCGACACAUAUCGAAGUGCCUGUCUCAACAGAUGUCGCGUUCGUCGAACAGUUUGCCAUACGGUUUCUGAUUGGGAUAACCUACAGAUGGAGGCCGAGGAUCUCGACGUCCAGCUUCAGGGUUUGAGUCAAGAAACGCCAUUGACAUUUCGCCAUGGCGAGCCCACUUAUUCGUUCCCCCUCAGCAGCUGGGCCUACCACCAGAAGCUGAGUCAAUUUCGUCUUGUUCUCCAACUCGGAUUCGAACUCUCUAUAUACUCACCCGAAGAGCUUCCUGGGAUAUACUGGUACCUUUCACAUAUUUGCUCUACUCAUCUUGCCCAUCUCGAUCGAAUUCGGACAUUUACCAUUGCUGCGACCAAACGAAACAUACCGUCCUUGGCGGGAAAGAGUCGAGAUGCUCUUGAACGCCACCUCGCUCUUCAAAAGUCACAUCGUCUUCUCGAAAGGCUUACUACACAAAUUGUCGCCAUCGAUGCCUUUGCGAUAGGUCUACAUGCUUUGUAUGUUUUGCUUGCUCGCCACAAUCUCUUGCCGACGGCGUCUUCGGCACAGGCAUAUUCUAGUGAUCGGCUGCGUUAUGAAAUCCGCAUGAAACCUUUUAUCUCAAUCACUCUACCCGAACUUGUUCCAUAUGAAGAGUACCGCCGUGAAGCAACACUGGACGGUGACAGCGACGCGACAGUCAUAGAACGUGCCACAAAGGCUACUGCUGAAGCGCGGAAGGCUUGGGAAGCCACACUGGCUAAUGGAGCAUUCCUCAAAGAACAGCAAGACCAAGCCAGCAAAGCGUCGGCUAUAGAGGAAGACUGGAAACGUGAUGUUAAGGACACGAUGCGGGCAUGCAUCGGCUCCAGCAUUGCGAUCCAGACGGUGAAGAAAGCGUUGGCCUCCCAGGGGGGGUCAGAAAAGGGUUCUGCCAGCGAUGCCAAGUCACAGUCAAACGACAGUCAGUCUGUAAACUUGAAAGUGGAUAUCCCUGAAGUGGGCUCCAAGAAUCGCUGGCACGACUGGUGGGUUGUGCCACAAGUUGCUGAAGUCAAAUCGGAUUUGAAGAAGUGAAGUGAACUGUCUUCAGCUCAGCAUCCAUUCUCAAUCUUUUGGGUAUUUUCCGGAGGAAUUGUAUAAUGAAGUCAUGUAUAAGCUAGGCAAUAUAGACCAGAUUUGAUUAAUGAUGGCACAAUUUCAAGUUGGAGUAUCACCAAAGUAACUUUGAUCAGAGAUAAAGAUCCUUUCCUAAUAAAUAGCUAGCUUGGAUAUUUAUAGUUAGAUCGGAGAAAUACUCCACAGAAGUUAGAAGUGUGGC
This is a messenger RNA of Aspergillus wentii DTO 134E9, 2690 nucleotides long. RefSeq names its product N-alpha-acetyltransferase 35, NatC auxiliary subunit. Bases 116 to 2446 code for a protein of 776 amino acids. The transcript is spliced from 8 exons. The record is from RefSeq and is a predicted model, not a curated record. Gene Ontology annotation, biological process: N-terminal peptidyl-methionine acetylation. Gene Ontology annotation, cellular component: NatC complex. Lineage: Eukaryota; Fungi; Ascomycota; Eurotiomycetes; Eurotiales; Aspergillaceae.